This is a messenger RNA of Morus notabilis, 1578 nucleotides long. Its product is annotated as cytochrome P450 93A3. NCBI's taxonomy places the organism in Eukaryota, Viridiplantae, Streptophyta, Magnoliopsida, Rosales, Moraceae. The record is from RefSeq and is a predicted model, not a curated record. Bases 1 to 1578 code for a protein of 525 amino acids. Gene Ontology annotation, molecular function: heme binding; iron ion binding; monooxygenase activity. The transcript has 3 exons.
AUGGCUAAUCUCCAAGACUUCGCUUUUCUUCUAUUAAUUAUCCUAGCCCUAGCCUCAUUAACAAUCUUUGUCCAAACCAUAAUAUUUUUCUGCAAACGUAAAACCAAGUCCCUUCUUCCUCUUCCACCAAGCCCACCGGCGCUUCCCAUCAUCGGCCAUCUUUACCUCCUCGGAAAACUCCCCCACCAAGCUCUCUGCAAGGUCUCGAACCGAUAUGGCUCGAUCGUCUUCCUCCGGUUCGGCUACAAGUCUUCUCUUCUCGUCUCCUCCGCGGAGAUAGCAAGAGAAUGCCUCAAAACCAACGAGUCUUGCUUCAUGAACCGUCCACAGAGGGCGAAUUUUGACUACCUAACCUACGGUGGUUCCGACUUCUCGGUGGCGCCGUAUGGACGCUACUGGAAGUUCAUGAGGAAGCUCACUGUGUCCAAGCUUCUUGGAGCUUCUAUCAUGGAGGUUUACCAAGCUAUCCGAAGGGAAGAGAUAAAGCAGUUAAUACAAACUAUACUGAAGGAAGCAGACGAAGGAAAGGAAAUCAAUGUCGGAGCUCAACUCAUGGGGUUGACAAACAAUAUCAUCUCAAGGAUGGCACUGAAACAAAAGUGCGCGAAAAACGAAGACGAAGCUUACGAGAUGAGGUAUGUUGUGGACGAGAUGUGUGACCUUGCUGGGAAGUUGAACUUGCAAGAUUUCAUUUGGUUUUGCAGGAAAUUUGAUUUGCAGAGGUUUGGGAAAAGGCUUAAAGAGGUAAGGGCUAGAUAUGAUAAUUUGAUGGAGAAGAUUAUUAAAGAUCAUGAAGAAGCAAAGAGGAGGAGAAUGGAAACACGUGGGGAUAAUGAUAAUGGAGAAGUUAAGGAUAUACUUGAUAUGCUGCUUGAUGUUUACGAAGAUGAGGAUUCGGAGAUCAAGUUGACUAAAGAAAAUAUCAACGCCUACGUUAUGAACAUCUUUGGUGCUGGGACCGAAACCCAAGCGGUGACAAUGGAAUGGGCACUAUCCGAGCUAAUAAGCCACCCAAACGCCAUGUCCAAAGCAAGGCAAGAAGUAGACCAAGUUGUAGGAAACAAUAGAAUGGUACAAGAAUCAGACAUCGCAAACCUUCCCUACAUAAAAGCUGUAGUGAAAGAAACCCUAAGACUUCAUCCUGGAGGGCCUUUCAUAGCCAGGGAAUCCUCUAAGGACUGCGAAAUAAAUGGCUACCAUGUCCCAGCCAAUACCCGGCUCUUCAUCAACACGUGGGCAAUCAACCGAGACCCGAACCAUUGGGAUGACCCGCACGAGUUCUCGCCGGAGAGGUUUCUCGACGAGGAUGGCAAUGAAAAGAGAGAUUUGGAUGUGAGGGGACACCACUUUCAGCUGUUGCCGUUUGGGAGUGGAAAUAGAGGGUGUCCAGGAGUUAAUCUCGCGCUAUUAGUCGUUCCGACGACGGUGGCGGCUUUGAUCCAUUGCUUUGAUUGGAAGGUUGGUGAGGAAGACAAUGGUGUUGUGGAUAUGGAAGAGAGGUUUGGAUUGUCACUUCCUAAGGCUAAGCCCUUGGUUUGUUUUCCUGUGGCCAGGCUCAACCCAUUCCCUCAAGUUUAA